Molecule: messenger RNA, 1194 nt
Organism: Coffea arabica (coffee)
Lineage: Eukaryota; Viridiplantae; Streptophyta; Magnoliopsida; Gentianales; Rubiaceae
Molecular function (GO): nucleic acid binding; RNA-DNA hybrid ribonuclease activity
Source: RefSeq, a predicted model, not a curated record
AUGUACUACGUCAACCGUGCUUUACAGGGGCCGGAAACGCGGUACACACCGGCAGAGAAAUUAGUCAUCGCCUUGGUGCAUGCCGUCCGGAAACUUCGACCUUAUUUCCAGACCCACAACAUUGUUGUCUUGACGAAUCAGUCCUUAUGGCAGAUACUCACGAAACCUGAGGUCUCGGGUAGGAUGACCAAGUGGGCCGUCGAAUUGGUCGAGCAUGACAUCAGCUAUCAGCCCCGUACUGCUAUCAAAACUCAGGCCCUGGCAGACUUCCUUGCUGAGGGGGCAAGUUUGUCCAUAGCUGAACCAAACUCUCCGCCCACGGAGGUACGGCAGGAAGAGCCGUGGGUACUGUUCGUAGACGAGGCCUCAAGUAACGAAGGGAGCGGUGCCGGAAUGCUGCUCACCUCGCCCACUAGGGAAGAGCUGACCUACGCACUUCGAUUUGACUUCCCGACGUCCAACAAUGAGGCCGAAUACGAGACCCUAUUGACAAGGUUGCGGAUAACCCACCAGAUGGGUGUAACUGCGAUCAAAGUCCGGAGCGACUCUCAGUUCGUAGUCAACCAAAUCCGCGGGAAGUACGAGGCCAAGGAGAACGUCAUGAAGAAAUAUUUGUCUAAGGUACGGGAGGCGAGAGUCCUGUUUGACAUUUUUGAGAUCGAGCGGGUGCCGAGAUCACAGAACAAGCGGGCGGACGCCCUGUCGAAAUUGGCGUCCUCCUCGUUUGCCCACUUGAGCAAGGAAGUCCUGGUGGAGGUGGUCAAGCUGAAAAGCAUUGACCAGGUCCAUGUCUUGGCUAUAGACAACCCGGCCUCUUGGAUGACCCCCAUCGCGGAUUUCCUCAACUCGGGUGCCCUCCCUGAGAACAAAAUCGAGACCCGCCGACUGCAGUUCAGAGCUGCUAAGUACGCCUACGCUGGGGGGACCCUCUAUAGGAGGUCGUAUCUGUCUCUCUGGCUAAAGUGCGUGACUCCUGAGGAAUGCGACUACAUCUUCCGUGAAGUUCACGAAGACUUAUGUGCAGCACAUGUGGGAUUCCGGCUGUUGGCCAAAAAGUGUAUGCUCUUAGGCUACUAUUGGCUCUCGGUGUUUCGAGAUGCCGCGGCACUUGUUCAGAAAUGUCGAGUUUGCCUGGUGCACGCCCUGCUGCGCCACCAGCCAGCUCGGAAAAUGAUUCCCAUCCAUAACCCAUAA